UUGUGCAGUGAUUGAUUUUCGGCGCGAAACUCAACGAUCAAUCGGUGCAGGCCAGCAUGGAACAGUUUUCUCUGUGCUGGAACAGUUUCCGGGAAAACUUAGCGGAGGGAUUCCAAUCGCUGUACGAAAAUGGUGAACUGUUCGACGUGGUCAUCGUUUGCGAUGGGAAGGAAUUCAAAGCCCACCGGGAUAUACUGGCCGCGUGCAGCCCUUUCUUUCGCAGCAUACUAGUCGGCAACUCGUCCGGAAACCCGAUCAUCAUACUGAAUGACGUGCCCGAGUACGUGAUGAAGCUGCUGCUGCGGUUCAUCUACUACGGCUCGGUGAUCGUGAACAAUGCCGACCUGAGCACGCUGAUGAAGCACGCCGAGAAGCUGCGCAUCAAGGGGCUUACGCAGCGCCACCGCGCCCACCCCGAGGACAGUCCCGAGGGGCCGGCGGAGCGCUCGACGCCACCGGGAACCGGGACGGGUCCGCUCGGUGGCAGCCCGUACAAUGGGUACGGCGGCCCGGCAGCGGUAGCGACCGGAACCGGGGGCGGCGGCAGCGACGACCCAACACCGGACGGAGCAGCGCCUCCGUCGGCGCAGCCCCUGUACUCGGUUCUGGUGAACACCUUCCUCGGUCGGGCCGGUGCCGGCUGCGAGGACGGACCGUCCGUAGCGUUGAAGCAACCGAAGCUGGAGCGGUCGGCGGAAUCGGUCAGCCCGUACCCGCCGGCCGACUACGGCGAUGCAGCGCAGCCGUUCGAUGGGAGCACUCGAUCGCUGGCCGGACCGGGACACGCGGACCACGUGGAGCAGCAGCUGGACGCGCUGCGGCCGCUGUUUCCCUCGGCGUACGACUGCACCGCCGCCGUCCCGGGAGCCGCCAGUCUGCCGCCGAGGUCGAUGCCCGGGGGCGACCUGUCCCUGUCCAGCCCGCCGCUUCCGGACGGCCCCGGGAUGGACGCGCCGCUGUCACCGAGUGGUGCCCCGGUCUCGAUGAACGUACCCGCAGUGGCGCCGGGCGAGAAAUGGUUUCAAGGUCGCUUGCAGUUCAUGCUAAGUCAGCGCGGUAAACCUCUGCUGGUGCACGACGGCCACUCGUUCGGAAUCCAGUACAUACGGAAGGACAAGAAGUACUGGCAGUGCAACCUGUCGCGCAAGUACAACUGCAAGGCUCGGGUUACCACCACGGACACGGGUGACAUCAUAGUAACCAACAAUGAGCACUGCCACACGGAAAUCCGUCAGCACCUUCGCAAAGACUACAAAACGAUGAAACUGGCGGCCACGCUGGCGGCGAGUCGAGCGUCUUUCGAGGCAACCAACUUGGCGGUCGCGUCCACCAGCUCCAGUUCGGCGGCAACCUCCAGUGACUUCUACAUUGGGCCAGUCGCAGCGCCACCAGUGACGGCCGACCAGGAGAUGCGAAGUCUGAACCUCAGUUGGACGUUCAACCGUGAGUCGAACAAGUGCAACGAUUAAAACUAAGCGCGCUUAGGGAGCUUCCCUACCAACCGGUAGCUAACGAUGACGGCUGACGACACACCUCGUCCGGGCACACACCUUUACUCUAACACUAUAUUAAUAGCGGCGAGUAGGACACUAUGCGCUCAAAAGGCCUUCGCCUCAACCCUACAUUAUACUCUAAUAUUAUACUGUAUAGGAAUCUAGGAAAAGAAAAGCUAACGAAAGGAGUACGUAACAAAAAUGUUCGUUUUCGAUGCCAGCCAUAAGCAUACUCCAACAUAAGACUACACAGGAAGCAGCUACGAUUGCGAUUGCAACUUCAUGCUAGAACAGUAGACUACUACAACAUUUGGCGAAACAUCUGCGCUGUAACCCAUACCGUAAACCAUUAGUUCACUUGUGCCCAAGCAGGCUAGUUCACGUUUAUGUCAUUUAAAAGAAAAGAUUGAUUCUUGAACCAGCUCAUUACAACUUUGUAACUGGCUUUCAACAUUUCGUAGCGAAUCGUAACAUUUUCGUAACAGCAUCAUAGUUCCACAGUUCAAGCAUCUACGGGUGACUAUUUUCAGCACCUUGAGUUUAGUUUUGUCAAUCAACCAACCAACCAAUGAAUGGUCAACGUUAGUUGCACAAGUGUUUUGUCCAACGCUGUUGUCUGUAAAGCUGCUGCCAGAUUCAAGCCAAAGUGUUGUCCAGUCGCAUCCUAUGAAAGACAUCAUUUGCUCAACGACAUGUGCCAUAAAUGUAACGUUAAUUUAGAUAUUACUAGUAAAUUAAAUGACAAGAAUA
Anopheles cruzii is the source of this 2243-nucleotide messenger RNA. Its product is annotated as zinc finger and BTB domain-containing protein 7A-like. The record is from RefSeq and is a predicted model, not a curated record. Gene Ontology annotation, molecular function: protein binding. NCBI's taxonomy places the organism in Eukaryota, Metazoa, Arthropoda, Insecta, Diptera, Culicidae. Gene Ontology annotation, cellular component: nucleus. The transcript has 3 exons. Bases 57 to 1469 code for a protein of 470 amino acids. Gene Ontology annotation, biological process: regulation of transcription by RNA polymerase II.